Molecule: messenger RNA, 1580 nt
Organism: Hypomesus transpacificus
Lineage: Eukaryota; Metazoa; Chordata; Actinopteri; Osmeriformes; Osmeridae
Product: upstream stimulatory factor 1-like
Exons: 11
Coding region: 172-1035 (287 amino acids)
Biological process (GO): regulation of transcription by RNA polymerase II
Molecular function (GO): RNA polymerase II cis-regulatory region sequence-specific DNA binding; protein dimerization activity; DNA-binding transcription factor activity, RNA polymerase II-specific
Source: RefSeq, a predicted model, not a curated record
GAAAAAUGACGUUGGCUUGCGCACUGCUCAUGCGCUUAUGAUCUCCGCUAAUUAUGGAUGGAUGGACUCGGUUGUCAAAAUUUCUAGGUAAAGUGUUGAAAACGAGACGCCAGUGCUGAGUUUCCAAGGGACGAGGACGUUGGGGAGGCCAACAUCAGUAAUCCAGUCGACAUGAAGGGGCAUCAGAAAACCCUGGAAGAUGAUGAUGAGGAUGUUCCUGUCAUCGAAGAGGGUGCUGUUGCAACAGCGGAUGAUCCAAGCGCCAUCACCACCAUCCAAUCAGCCGCAACCUUCUCCUCGGACCAGCCAAUCAAAUACCUGUUCAAAACGGAGGGAGCCGGAGGGCAGGUGACCUACCGGGUGAUCCAGGUGUCAGACGGACAGAUGGAGGGACAGACGGAUGGAGCCUCUGCUGUGAGCGUGGUCACGGGCUUCCCUGCCACCUCUCAGGCGGUGACACAGGCUGUGUUCUCCCAGUCGGACGGCCUGGAGGGGGAAGGAUCGGAGACUCACUAUUACUACCCCGCUACCAUCACUGACGCUACGCAGGCUGCCAUGGUGACCAACGUCCAGGCUGCCGACUCCAUGCUCACUCAGAACGCGCCCGCCGGUCAGCUGUACGUGAUGAUGUCACCCCAGGAAGUUCUGACCGGAGCAAACCAGAGCAAGUCAGAGACGCCCCGCACUUCAAGAGACGACAAAAGACGAGCCCAACACAAUGAAGUGGAACGUAGACGCAGAGAUAAGAUCAAUAACUGGAUCGUCCAGCUGUCUAAAACCAUCCCAGACUGCACCCUGGACCCCACCAAGAACGGACAGAGCAAAGGGGGAAUCCUGUCCAAGGCGUGUGACUACAUCCAGGAGUUGCGUCAGGGCAACGCCCGGCUGGGGGAUGAACUGGAAGCCCUGGACAGACUGAGGAUGGACAACCAGCUACUGAGACAAGAGGUUGAUGAGUGGAAAACAAAGAACCAGAUGCUUCGGACCCAGUUGCGCCAGCAUGGCAUCGCGGGGGCAAGCGUGGAACCACAGUGAGCACAGCCCCGGGGUUAGGAGGACAGGGGGACCCAUUUCAGUGCGACACUGGAUGAAAAGCAGUUGGAUCCAGAUAGCUGAUUCAAACAAAUGUGAACUGUUGCUACCCUCAGAACUAUGUCAUUGUUGUUUUUACUCCACGCAUCUUUAUGGACACUUCCCCCAAACUCAUGAACAUUUUACACUAAGUGGAGACUGUAACAUAACAGGAGUGAUAUGUUUUACUUAUCGCUUUUUAUUUUCAGUGUAUCAAACCACUCGCAGCCUUUUUUUCACAGACAAGGAUUGAAGUUGAAGCUUUUUAUGUUUCUGGAGAGGUGAAGCUCGGAUGACGAGGAAUCCGAGGCUAUGUCUCAGAAGUUCAUGAUAAAUGAAAGUUGCAAGAUCAUCGUUAACUAUCAUGGUUUAUUUCCAUUUAGAUUCAGUAGGAUACAUCUCCUGUUACAGAAGCAUGAAAACAUAUUACUUCCCAACAUCGGCUUUCAUUUCUUUUGUGUUUGUGAAAGUUUUAUUGCCGUUUUGCUAUUAAAUGCAUUUGAAAUACA